Hevea brasiliensis (rubber tree) is the source of this 2736-nucleotide messenger RNA. RefSeq lists its product as uncharacterized. NCBI's taxonomy places the organism in Eukaryota, Viridiplantae, Streptophyta, Magnoliopsida, Malpighiales, Euphorbiaceae. The record is from RefSeq and is a predicted model, not a curated record. Bases 293 to 2572 code for a protein of 759 amino acids. The transcript is spliced from 7 exons.
CAAUUAACCCACUAGUGGAGCCUUGGCUUCGCCCCUGCUUAUGAGCUAUGGCACCACUAAACUAUUGGUUUUACUGAGCAGUUUCCAGUUGUACUUGUUUGAACAACUGAAUUACAGGUGCCGGCAAAUUGCCUCUACCUUGCACAUCUUAAUCCAGCUGACGAAAAGAAUUGUUCAGCUUUCUUGUCCUUUUGUGUUUUGUCUGUGUAUUGCCUAAAGAAAUCUACUUAUUUAUAUAGCACUACUCAUCCUCCAUUAACAGUCAUCUACAAGCUCCAAUUCAGAAAGAAAGAUGGCUAUUAGCUUAGACAAUUUUGAAGCAGAAAUUGAAUCCAAUUAUGACAGGAAAAGUGAAUUAAAGUCAUUUGAUGACUCAAAAAUUGGUGUAAAGGGUCUUGUAGAUGCUGGAGUUGCAAAGAUCCCUAGGAUAUUCAUCCACGAUCACUCCAAGAUUAGUGACAAGCCAUGUGCUCGCAACAACAAGCAUAGCAUACCAAUUAUAGACUUGGGAGGUGUCCAUACUGAUGCCAGCCGGCGCAGACAGACAAUAGAUCAACUUGGAGAAGCCUGCCAGAAAUGGGGUUUCUUUCAAUUGAUCAGUCAUGGAAUCCCUGCACAUGUUUUGGAUGGAAUGGUUGACGGGAUACUUCAAUUUCAUGAGCAAGACAUUGAGGUCAAAAAACAGUUCUUUUCACGGGAUGAAAAGAGAAAGGUCAGCUAUAAUUCCAACUUUGAUCUCUACCAAACUAAGGCAGCUAGUUGGAGGGAUUCGUUAUAUUGUGCCAUGUCUCCUAAUCCACCCAGUCCUGAAGAAUUGCCCGCAGUUUGUAGAGAUAUCACGAUCCAUUACUUGAAAAAAGCAACGAAUUUGGGGUUGACAUUAUUCGAAUUAGUAUCGGAAGCUCUUGGACUUGAUCCCAACCACCUGAAAAAUUUGGGAUGUGCAGAGGGGAUAUUUUUCGUCGGCCAUUACUACCCUGCAUGCCCUGAACCAGGCAUGACUUUGGGCAUUAGCAAGCAUAGUGAUAGUGGCUUCCUUACGAUUCUUUUGCAAGAUCGAUUGGGUGGCCUUCAAGUCCUCCAUGAAGAUCAAUGGGUUGAUGUUACCCCUGUUCCUGGAGCUCUAGUAGUAAAUCUGGGAGAUCUACUACAGAUAAUGAGCAAUGAUAAGUUUAAAAGCGUAUAUCACAGGGUGAUAGCAAAAAAUGUUGGACCAAGAAUAUCAGUUGCUUGUUUCUUCGGAACCCACUUCGAGCAAGGGACAUCGUCAUCGUCCAGACUCUAUGGGCCGAUCAAGCAGUUGCUGUCAAAAGAUAAUCCUCCAAUAUACAAAGAAACUACUGUAAGAGACUAUGUUGCUCAAGUCUACACAAAAGGGCUUGAUGGGAUCACUGGACUGGAAUAUUUCAAAUUGCUCAAGAAUUUUGUUGGCUGUGUACAAACUGAUUCAGGUGUAGUGAAAGAUGUUAAGGGUAUUCGAUCUGAAGUGGUUAAAAUUUUCAAACUCUUAUACAGUGAAUCCCAGUGUUGUCGUCCCACUCUCUUGCUAGAUAAUCUUAAAAGGUUGUCUGCUGCGGCAUCUGAAUCUUUGGAAUCUCCUUUUCUUUUUGAAGAAGUAAAGGUUGCUGUUUGGUCUUGCGGUAGUGACAAAGCUCCAGAUCCUGAUGGAUACAAUUUCCAUUUCAUCAAAUCAUGUUGGGAUAUUCUUUCAAAGGACAUUAUGUGUAUGGUGGAUAACUUUUACAGAUCUGGUACUCUACCUCGCGUUGUCAAUUCCUCAUUUAUCUCUCUGAUUACAAAGUUGAGUGACGAGUUUGAGAUGAAAGAUUUGGGUGACAUGAUAAAUGCUGUACGAAAAUUUAAUGAGCAGGAUUUUGAUGUCAAGAAAGAGUUAUAUUCACGCGAUGUGAGCAGAAGAGUGAGAUUCAACAGCAGCCAUGAUCUUUUUCAAUCUCAAACAGCUGACUGGAGAGACACAAUUUCUGUUUCCAUGCUUAUUGACCCGGAGGAGUUGCCUGCCGUAUGCAGAGAUGAAACUGUUGAGUUCAUAGAUCAAAUUGGAAAAAUUGGUGACGCACUCUUCGAAUUACUGUCAGAAGCUCUUGGUCUGAAACCUGACCACCUGAAAUCUAUAGAGUGUAACAAGGGUCGAACUCUUGUAUGUCACUACUAUCCAGCAUGUCCUGAACCAGAAUUGGCCAUGGGAGUAACCAAGCAUACUGAUAACACAUUCCUGACAGUUCUUGUAGAAGAUGAGACAGGUGGUCUUCAAGUGCUUCACGAUAAUCAAUGGGUUGGUGUUCAACCUAUUCCAGGAGGCCUAGUAGCAAACAUUGGUGAUCUUCUCCAAAUUGUAUCAAAUGACAAGUUCAAGAGCAAUGUUCACAGAGUGGUUCCUAGCCGUGUUCCAAGAAUUUCAGUGAUAGGAUUUUUUGCAGGACGUGUUGCUCCACCAGCAAGGCUCUAUGGUCCAAUCAAAGAAUUGCUGUCGGAAGAAAAUCCACCCAAAUGUAAAGAGGUCCUAGUCAGUGAAUAUGUUGCAAGGUUCUUCAAUAAAAAAACUCCAAGAUAAGCCCAGCCUUGAAGAUUAUAGACUCUGAAGCUACCGAUAAUGGUAGGGUUAAAAACUCUACAGUGACACCAAGAACGCCCUGCAUUCGUCUAUUAUUUCAUGCUGUAUCCACAUGGACACAUGAAAUGUUGCAAUUAAUUAAUAAAAAGUCGAAUUUGUGAUUA